AUGACUUCUCCCAAGAUGACAAGGCUUCCCAUCAUUCCGCUGGCAGAGGGAUCCGUUCUCCUGCCAGGCCUCACUCUCCGCAUUCCGCUUCAGGGUCGUGGCGAUAUCGCCGCCAUUCUCGCAAAUAUAUACAGCAAAGCUGCCACUCCGACUCCAGAUCAUACACAUAUCACUGUUGGAUGCCUUCCCGUCAACUCUCCUUAUCUCAGCUCUGAUGGUCAGAAACUCCUUGACGAUGGCAAGGACUCGAAUAGACGCCCCAUUGCCGGCAUCAACCCUGCCCAUGCUACUCGGGAUCAGUUGUUCUCCGUGGGCACCCUUGCAAAGGUAUCGGGUGUACAAGGAAAGAGAAGAGGCGAACUGGCUCUUGUAGUUGAGGGUGUGAGCCGCUUCCAGCUCAACUCUUUCGUCAAGGAUCAACCCUACUUCGAAGCCGAAGUCACUAUCCAUACCGAUGAACAUGUCGACGAAUCAGACAAAGAGAUUCAGGCUCUCUUCGCCGAACUCAAGCAGCUCUCCCGCGAACUACUCGCCCUGAUCAGACUCUCUUCUCUGCUACCACGUGCUCCACCUACUACGCUAUCGCCACUCCUCGCUCGCCGCCUUGAACUAUUCAUCGUUAGAAAAGACCUACAAGAAGCUGGUGUUCUAGCCGACUUCAUGACAAACAUCAUAGAAUGUUCUCAGGAGGACAAGCUGCGCAUCAUUUCCGCCCUGCCACUCAAGCUUCGCCUCGAGCGUGCUGUCGACCUGCUACAACGUAAUGUCUCGAGUAUUCAGGGCAAUAACCGUAUCAUGUCUAUCAAGUCUGCCGAUCCAGACGCUGAUGGUGAUUCUGAUCCAGCUGCGCGUAUGCGUCGACAGCAAUUGCUAAAGAGAUUUGGAGGCGGCAUGGCUGGCAGCCGUCCCGGCUCGCCAAUGGGUCUCGGCAAACCUGAUGACGAAGAAGAGCCCAAUGAAAUCGAUGAGCUGAAGAAGCGUAUCGACGAGGCCAAGCUGUCCCCCGAGGCCGCCAAAGUCGCCGAGCGAGAGCUGAAGAGACUCUCAAAGAUGAAUCCUGCGCAAGCCGACUAUCAGGUUUGCAGAACUUACCUAGAGAAUCUUGCUGAGAUUCCUUGGACCAAGUUCACGGAGGACAAGCUUGACCCUGCAACUCUGUCGCGGGCACGCAAGCAAUUAGACGACGAUCACUAUGGCCUCGACAAGAUCAAGAAGAGAUUGCUCGAAUACUUGGCUGUACUUAAGCUCAAGCAACAGGUUAACGCCAACCUCCAAUCUCAGAUCGACAAGAUUACUGAGGAGGCCAAUGCUUCCGGCAAGUCUGAAAAUGCUGAGGGAUCUGACAAGAAGCCCGAACAGACCCCUGAAGAGAUCAAGAUCUUGAGCAAGAAGCGUAUGGUCGACAAAUCACCUAUUUUGCUUCUCGUAGGGCCACCGGGUGUUGGAAAGACCAGUCUGGCUAAGUCAGUUGCCACUGCACUGGGACGAAAGUUCCACAGAAUUUCUCUUGGUGGCGUACGAGACGAAGCCGAAAUUCGUGGACAUCGUCGAACAUACGUUGCAGCAAUGCCUGGCUUGAUCGUCAGCGGCCUUAAGAAGGUCGGCGUCUCGAAUCCUGUGUUCUUGUUGGAUGAAAUCGACAAGAUUGGCACAUCCAGCCACCACGGUGACCCUUCAGCGGCCAUGCUUGAAGUUCUGGACCCCGAGCAGAACAACACAUUCACUGACCACUAUGUCAACAUUCCUAUCGACCUUAGCAAGGUCUUGUUCAUCGCCACAGCUAAUUCACUCGACACUAUUCCAGCACCUUUGCUAGACAGAAUGGAAACCAUUCAACUACCUGGUUACACGACUGUCGAGAAGCGACACAUUGCCAAUCGUCAUCUGAUACCGAAGCAGAUCACCACCAACGGCCUUGAUUAUGAUCAGGUUACCAUCGCUGAAGACGUCCUUGACAAGAUCAUCACUUCUUACACUCGGGAAGCUGGCGUGCGUAACCUUGAGCGUGAGAUCGGCUCAGUCUGUCGCAGCAAGGCUGUAGCGUACGCCGAAGCCUCUGAUGCAAGCUCUACUUCCUCGUACAGUCCAACGGUACGAAUGGAGGAUCUGGAGGAUAUUCUCGGUAUCGAACGUUUCGAAGAAGAGAUCGCUGCUACCACAUCACGUCCAGGUGUUGUGACUGGCCUUGUGGCAUACAGCUCAGGCAGUCAGGGCAGUAUCUUGUUUAUCGAGGUGGCUGACAUGCCUGGCUCUGGACGUGUGCAACUUACUGGCAAGCUCGGUGAUGUGCUCAAGGAAUCUGUCGAGGUUGCUCUGACAUGGGUUAAAGCUCAUGCUUUUGAACUCGCCUUGACACAUGACCCUACAGAGGACAUUAUGAAGAAUCGCAGUAUUCAUGUACACUGUCCAAGUGGUGCUAUUCCCAAGGAUGGACCUUCUGCAGGCUUGGCGCAUACAAUUGCGCUGGUUAGCUUGUUCAGUGGUAAGCCUGUUCCACCCACUGUCGCCAUGACUGGUGAAUUCAGUCUCCGCGGCAAGGUACUUCCUGUGGGUGGUAUCAAAGAGAAGUUGAUUGGUGCCCUCCGCGCUGGCGUCAAGAAGGUGCUCUUGCCAAACGCCAACAAGAAAGACGUCAAAGAUCUGCCCGAAGAAGUCCUCUCCGGCCUUGAAAUUUGCCAUGUUGGUCACAUCUGGGAAGCGAUGCGUCAAGUCUGGCCUGAUGACCACUGGCCUGGCGAGAGACAAUGGGAUGGCCUUGAAAGCCGCUUGUAG
Molecule: messenger RNA, 2772 nt
Organism: Aureobasidium musti
Lineage: Eukaryota; Fungi; Ascomycota; Dothideomycetes; Dothideales; Saccotheciaceae
Source: the annotation of a GenBank genome assembly